AUGACGGCCGAGCCUACAGAGACAAGCAGCUUGCUCCCACGGGAGGACGUUACCGGGCAGCCCUUAAAAGAUGACAAACCCGCGAGCCCAGGUUUAUCAUGGAAAAGCUUGCUCGGCAUUAUUGGGGCCCUGAUCGGUGUUUUCCUUGCCGGUGCGGAUGAGUCCAUGGUGCUGGUAACAUACCAGACCAUCGCCUCGCACUUUCAGCGUCUAGGGGAUAGUCCCUGGGUGCUUGCGGGAUAUAACCUAGGCUAUUGUGUGGCUCUACCGGUGUACGGAAAACUGAGUGAUACGUAUGGCCGGCAGAUACCCUUGGUGGUCGCCUACUGCCUCUUUAGCAGCGGUUGCAUCUUGUCGGGUUCUGCAGCAGCGUUAUGGCAUGUUAUUGCUGGGAGGGUGAUAACUGGGAUUGGAGCGGCUGGCAUGGUCGCCCUGGUAUGUGUUCUGAUUACAGAUAACGUGCUGCCUAGCCAAGUAGCCAUCACACGAAGUUAUGUGAACAUGGUCAGCGUCUUCGGCCGUGUACUUGGAGGCCCAAUUGGGGCAUUCAUCACGGAUAGCGUUGGUUGGCAACUGUCUUUCAUUGUGCAGGCCCCUACUGCCAUCAUAUGCUGUAUCAUCUCUAUGGUCCUGCUGCCACCUGCCAAACCAAAGGAGAAUAGCGUGAAGAAAGUUGCACUCCGUAAAAGGGUCGACUUCCUAGGAAUCGCAAUGUUUGCUAUCUGCAUCACUACAUUCUUGGUUGCUAUCAGGCUGCUAGGAGACCAUGAGGCCUCAACGAGAAUAACUAUCCUUUUCGGCGUCGUUUCCCUUGUGUUCGGUUGCUUCUUCCUCGUGGUAGAAGGGUUUUAUGCUAGAGAACCAGUCAUCCCUCUUGGUUUGCUCAAAAAGAUGGCAGGCCCUUACGCUGUACAAGUGCUUCUACAAGUGGGAGCCUUUGCGGUAACUGAUCCCGACGCGACCCCCUUAACAAACUUAACCAACAUUGCACCCUACUUCAUUCGUACAACAGGCGCGAGCAAUACACGUGCGGCAGUUUACCUUGCUCCCGUAUUCGUUGGCUUUACAACUGGCUCUAUCACUUCCGGUUAUAUUAUCAGAAAGACACAUAGAUAUAAGACGUUAUCUCUUAUAUCGGUGCUUCUCGGCCUCACGUUCUUCACCCUUAUAGCGAUAAGAUGGCGAACUGGGGUAACAGGCUGGGAGUCAUUCUACGUGUUCCCAGCUUUCUUGAGCUUUGGACUGCUGCUUUCAACCACUUUUACCGGGUUGAUCGCAUGUACUCCAAAAUCCAUCCAUGCCACUGCUAUUUGCGUCUAUUAUCUUUGCCAGCAGGUCGGAACCAUGCUUGGAACCGUCUUUUCCUCCCUGACUAUCGAGACAAUCCUACGAGAAGUCCUCAAAAUCCGUUUGGAGGAUAUCCCUCAUAAGAAGGAGAUUAUCGAGCGUAUUCUGCAUGAUUCUAGCCCUGCUGCCAUCCCUGAAGCUCUACGAAGCAUUGUCCGCAACAGCUAUCUCUAUAGCUUCCAGUUUGCUGCCUUCAUACCCGUGGUCACCACCGCCAUCGUCCUUCCAUUAAUGGCGAUAGAUAAGGAGGUAGAAGUUGACUAG
Molecule: messenger RNA, 1611 nt
Organism: Microsporum canis CBS 113480
Lineage: Eukaryota; Fungi; Ascomycota; Eurotiomycetes; Onygenales; Arthrodermataceae
Exons: 10
Coding region: 1-1611 (536 amino acids)
Biological process (GO): basic amino acid transport; transmembrane transport
Cellular component (GO): fungal-type vacuole membrane
Molecular function (GO): basic amino acid transmembrane transporter activity
Source: RefSeq, a predicted model, not a curated record